Molecule: messenger RNA, 2306 nt
Organism: Phodopus roborovskii (desert hamster)
Lineage: Eukaryota; Metazoa; Chordata; Mammalia; Rodentia; Cricetidae
Product: zinc finger protein 54-like
Biological process (GO): regulation of cytokine production; regulation of immune system process; negative regulation of transcription by RNA polymerase II
Source: RefSeq, a predicted model, not a curated record
UGUUAACUCAAGACUAUCUUUAAGUGCACUUGUCCCCAUCAAUUUUAAGAGAGUAGUUUCCUACUUUCUUAAGCAUCUAUAAGAUGCUUGAUGGUGAGUUUUCUCUUCAAGCUUCAAAUGUCUUUCCAUGCUCUCCUUACUCUGGGAUCAUUAACCAGACACCUGGUAGUAUUCUGUUGCAUGGAUCUUUUUAUGUUGACAUUGUUCUCUAACAGCUUUCAGUGUUAAUUCUAAUCUUUCUUUCUGACCCUUUGAUUUAAAAGGGGAGCAAGCCAUCUAUUCAUUGUUCCUGAAAGAGAAACUCAAAGAAGAGAAACAGUAAGAACUGGCUGAUUCUCCAGUAAACAUGUCGCAGCGUCUGUUGACAUUUGGGGAUGUAGCUGUGGACUUCCCCCAGGAGGAGUGGGAAUGCCUGGACUCUGCUCAGAGGGCUUUGUACAUUGAUGUGAUGUUGGAGAAUUACAGCAACCUGGUCUCUGUGGAGAACUAUUGCAAAUGUGAUCCUGUCUAUCAACAUGUGAAUAAAGAAAAAAAGUCUUCUCAAUGCAAUAAGUCUGGCAAAUUACUUCAUGACUCCUCCAUGUGUGCACUUUAUAAAACAAGUGAAACUACAGAGAACCCUAGUAACUACAGAUGCACUAACCACAGGGAUGCCUGUAAUGACUCAUCAAACCCAGAUAGACAUGAAAAUAUGCACACCGGAGAAGAACCUUGCCAAUCUAAAGACUGUGAGAAAUUUUUAAAUUUGUGUUCCAACAUUACUCAAGAUCAGAGACUCUACACUGAAAAGAAAAAGCACAGGCAGGAAGAAUAUGAUGACUAUUUCGCCUCUGUAUACAGUCUUUUGAAACAACCAAUCUACAUUGGAGAGACACCACACCAGUGUGGGAAAUGUGGGAAAUGCUUCAGUACUGCCUCAAGCCUAACUGUACAUGAGAGAAUUCAUACUGGAAAAAAACCUUACAAGUGCAAAUUUUGUGACAAAUCAUUUAACCAGUGUGCAAAUCUUAAAACACAUCAAAGACUUCAUACUGGGGAGAAACCUUACAGUUGUAAAGAAUGUGGAAAGUCAUUUCCUCAGUUGUCAGCUCUUAAAAGCCAUCAUAAAAUGCAUACAGGAGAGAAGCCUUACAAAUGUAAGGAAUGUGACAAGUCCUUUGCCCACUGUUCCAGUUUCAGGAGACAUCAGAAUAUCCAUGCUGCUGAGCAACAUUACACUUGUCAAGAAUGUGGCAAGGUCUUUCAUCAGCUUUCACACUUUAAAAGCCAUUACAGACUCCAUACUGGAGAGAAGCCUUACAAGUGCAAUGAGUGUGACCGAGCCUUUACCCACUAUUCAUCAUUUAGAAGACAUCAGAAAACUCAUUCUCUAGAGAAAUUUAAUGAAUGCAAAGAAUGUGGUAAGUCCUUCCUUGAAUUAUCACAUCUUAAAAGGCAUUACAGAAUCCAUACUGGUGAAAAGCCUUACAAAUGUGAGGUAUGUGACAAAUCCUUUACCUGGAACUCAACUCUUAGAACACAUCAGAAAAUUCAUACUGGGGAGAAACCUUACAAAUGUAAGGAAUGUGACAAACCCUUUACCAAACACUCAGAUCUUAGAAGACAUCAGAGUGUUCACACUGGAGAGAAACUUUACAGAUGUAAGGAAUGUGAUAAGUCUUAUACCAGCUGCUCAUAUCUUAGAGCACAUCAGAAAAUUCAUACUGGAGAGAAACUUCACAAAUGCAAACAGUGUAACAUAUACUAUAUUCAUAUUGCAAGUCUUAGAAGACAUCAGAGAGUUCAUACUGGAGAGAGACCUUACAGUUGUAAGGAAUGUGACAAAUCCUUUACCAGUUGCUCAAAUCUUAGUAGACAUCAGAGUGUUCACACUGGGGAGAAGCCUUACAAAUGUAUGGAAUGUGACAAGUCCUUUACACAGGACUCACAUCUUAGAACACAUCAGAGAGUUCAUACUGGAGAGAGACCUUACCGUUGUCUGGAAUGUGACAAAUCUUUUGUCCACUCUUCUGGUUUAAGGAGACAUCAGAAAAUCCAUAAUGGAGAACAACCAUACAAAUGCAAAGAAGAUGUGUCCUUUCUCCAGAUUUUGAAUCUUAGGAGACAUAAGAAAAUUCAUAUUGGAGAGAAACAUACCUUUGUAAAUAAUGUGACAUAGAAUUGUCUGGUAUUUUGUGCCUACAAAUUACAACAGUAGUAAAAUAGAGACAUAAAGAUAAGAAACUUGUAAAAGGCUUUGAUGAAGUUUUAAAUAUUAAACAUCAUCCUAGAGUUUAUAUUAAAAUAAAAUUCUGCAGAUGUAACAA